AAUCCAUCUAAAAUCCCUUUGAUUUUCCAGUUUUCCAUCUCUCUCUCUCUCUCGAAAUCUUGUAAGAUGGCUCCAAAGGCGGAGAAGAAGUCUGCGGAAGAGAAGGCGGCGGCCGUCGCCGACAAGGCGCCGGCGGAGAAGAAGCCGAAGGCCGGGAAAAAGCUCCCGAAGGAGGCCGGCGCCGCUUCCGGCGAGAAGAAGAAGAAGAAGGCGAAGAAGAGCACCGAGACUUACAAGAUCUACAUCUUUAAGGUUCUGAAACAGGUACACCCUGACAUCGGGAUCUCCAGCAAGGCCAUGGGGAUCAUGAACAGCUUCAUCAAUGAUAUCUUCGAGAAGCUGGCGCAGGAGGCUUCGCGGCUCGCGCGCUACAACAAGAAGCCGACGAUCACCUCCCGGGAGAUCCAGACGGCGGUGAGGCUCGUGCUGCCCGGUGAACUGGCUAAGCACGCCGUCUCUGAGGGGACUAAGGCGGUGACCAAGUUUACAAGCUCUUGAAGGUUUGAUUGGUUUCUUUUUGGGUGUAGAAUUUUAGGGAUAUGAUAAACAACAGUAAUUUCAGUGGUAAUUUGUCUUCUUGGGGCUUAGAUUAUAGAAUCGGUUGUUGGAUUUGUGUCUGUUCUCUCUUGUUGCACAUGUAUAAUCCGAAACAUUAAUGGGAAAUCUUUCAUUGCAAAUUUCUUGA
Messenger RNA from Ipomoea triloba (trilobed morning glory), 685 nucleotides. Its product is annotated as histone H2B-like. Gene Ontology annotation, cellular component: nucleosome. The record is from RefSeq and is a predicted model, not a curated record. The transcript has a single exon. Gene Ontology annotation, molecular function: DNA binding; protein heterodimerization activity; structural constituent of chromatin. Bases 67 to 498 code for a protein of 143 amino acids. Gene Ontology annotation, biological process: nucleosome assembly. Lineage: Eukaryota; Viridiplantae; Streptophyta; Magnoliopsida; Solanales; Convolvulaceae.